AUGGUCGAAUCUCAGCUCCAACGGUGGACGGCAGCCUUAGACACGACCCUGCUGGAUCAGAUGGCUGCUCUGAAUAGCAAUGAAUUUCAAGCGCUAGAUGCGGCAAGUGAUGAUAGCGACUGGCUUAAUCUGCAGGAAGAGAGGCUUGAGUGGAUCCGGUUCAGCGAGUACAGUACUCUAAUUCAGGGCAUUGAACAUAUCAAGGCCAGGACACUUACUGUGAUCAUGAGCGGGGUGCCUCGACCGACUCCACGGCCUGAAAAGAAGGAAGAGGCACGGAUAACGUGGAUCAGGGUUCAUCGAGAUUAUGUUCUUCCGAAAACACUCGAAGCGUUCGGAUUGCCAUGGGAUUGGGAUGAGGAUACCAACUACAGCAUCAUCAAGAAAUGGAUCGCCCAUGAUUUCCAAGACGAGCCUUUUGCUCAUACCCGACGAUUACAGGAUGAAAUACCAGUACAGGCCCCACCCACUUACCGAAAGAAAGAUAGAAUGUUUCUCAUCCGCAAGCGGUCUCCUGCACGAGUCAGGCUUUUUGACUCUGAGAGGGAAUCUGAGACGAUCCUCGAUCGAAAGAAGGCGGAUGAUGGAAAUGAAGAGAAGGGAGAAGCGAUGGACGAGAUGGAAGAGAAAAGUCAACAGGCCGAAAACGAAACAGAUGACGGCGAGUAUGAUGAGGCAUCAGAGAGCGGUGAUGCAGAAGGCAUUGUCGAUGCUCUAUUGGCCAGAUAUACUGUGUGA
Penicillium concentricum is the source of this 738-nucleotide messenger RNA. RefSeq names its product Glucose-methanol-choline oxidoreductase N-terminal. The transcript has 3 exons. The record is from RefSeq and is a predicted model, not a curated record. The coding region runs from base 1 to 738 and encodes 245 amino acids. Lineage: Eukaryota; Fungi; Ascomycota; Eurotiomycetes; Eurotiales; Aspergillaceae.